Molecule: messenger RNA, 704 nt
Organism: Oncorhynchus masou masou (cherry salmon)
Lineage: Eukaryota; Metazoa; Chordata; Actinopteri; Salmoniformes; Salmonidae
Gene: npy
Product: neuropeptide Y
Exons: 4
Coding region: 101-409 (102 amino acids)
Biological process (GO): neuropeptide signaling pathway; feeding behavior
Cellular component (GO): extracellular region
Molecular function (GO): neuropeptide hormone activity; neuropeptide Y receptor binding
Source: RefSeq, a predicted model, not a curated record
AAAUCGCGCCCCAUGAGUGGGUACCCUCCAGAACGCACAGGAGCAGAUAACGCCCGAGGACAACUUCUUCCUAAACCAUCCUCUAAACCCUCAACUCAAUAUGCAUCCUAAUUUGGGUACUUGGCUGGGCGCACUGACUCUCCUCGUCUGGACCUUUAUAUGCAUCGGGACGCUUGCGGAAGGCUACCCGGUCAAACCUGAAAACCCCGGCGAAGAUGCGCCGGCAGGGGAACUUGCCAAGUAUUACUCCGCUCUCAGACAUUACAUCAACCUCAUUACAAGGCAGAGGUAUGGGAAGAGGUCCAGCCCUGACACACUGGAUUCACUGAUCUCAGAACUGCUGCUAAAGGAGAGCACAAAUACGCUCCCACAGUCCAGGUACCGUCACUGUGUGUGUACAUCUAUAUGAUGAACCGUCGUUGUGGUAACCGUGUCACUGUUCCCGCCCAGCACCCUAUCAUCGCCACAACGAUAUACUGACCUCAACAACACGGUCGCCUCACCAUGGCCGAUACCCCAUCCUAACAACCCCAGCCAGCACCCUACCAUCCCCCUCUCCCCCAUCCAGAGGCUACUCCUGUGCCAGAUAACUAUCUGCAUAUGUACAGAGUCUUAUUUAAGUCACCCCUACAUUGGUAAGUCAGGGGAGAUAAUUAUUGAUUGUAUGGUAAAACUGUGCUAUUAAAUAUUCAUUAUAUAAUGGA